Talaromyces marneffei is the source of this 1167-nucleotide messenger RNA. RefSeq lists its product as uncharacterized. Gene Ontology annotation, molecular function: hydrolase activity, acting on ester bonds. NCBI's taxonomy places the organism in Eukaryota, Fungi, Ascomycota, Eurotiomycetes, Eurotiales, Trichocomaceae. The record is from RefSeq and is a predicted model, not a curated record. The transcript has a single exon. The coding region runs from base 1 to 1167 and encodes 388 amino acids.
AUGGAGGACAAACCGUCCAAAGAGAGCACUGCCUUUCCCUGGGAGUUGGGAGUUUUCGAUGCCCACUGUCACCCCACCGAUACGAUGGUAUCAAUAUCAGACAUCCCACACAUGAAUGUAACAGCUUUGACCGUCAUGUCAACGCGCGGAGAAGACCAGGAACUUGUAGACGAAGUGGCGAGGCGGCUUGGAGAUUACCAUUGCGAGGCUAACGAUGGAAAUGGAAAAAUCGUCCCCUGCUUCGGCUGGCAUCCUUGGUUUGCGCAUCAGAUACGUGUUGAGGAAGAUGGAGGAGAUACGACGACGGACACAGAGGCAAUCAAGACACGACACUAUCGAAAUGUUCUGACGGGAUCAGUGGGAAACGAAGAUGAAGAUAUUUCCUUUUUCAAGACUCUACCGCCUCCCAAACUACUUUCCUCCUUACUCGUGGAAACCAAAACCCGUCUCAUAGCACACCCCAACGCCCUCGUAGGCGAAAUCGGCCUUGACAAAGCCUUCCGCCUCCCAAUGCCAUGGCAUAAAGAUGAACUUGGCUCCCGCAACGAGAGCCUAACACCCGGUUCACGCGAAGGUCGCAAACUCUCACCUUACAGAGUGACAAUAGCGCAUCAAAAGGCACUACUAAAAGCCCAGUUACAGCUGGCAGGCGAAAUGCGUCGUGCUGUUUCGGUGCAUAGUGUUCAAGCCCACGGGGUUGUUUUGGAGUGUUUUCAAGAGUUGUGGAAGGGACAUGAGAGGAAGGUUGAGAGUAAUCGGCGGCGGAAGAAGAGAGUUAAUGAAGGGAGGGGCGGAGAAGAAGAAGAAGAAGCAGAAGAGAUGGAGGCAACGCCAUUAGCAUAUCCGCCACGAAUAUGCAUGCAUUCAUACUCUGGAUCUCCGGAAGCAGUAAAACAACUCUUACGUCCUAGUGUUCCGUCUGAUGUGUAUUUCUCGUUUUCGACUGUUAUCAAUUUCACGGGGCCAUCUGUGGACAGGGUCAAAUCGUCUUUGGAGUCAUUACCCGAUGAUCGGAUUCUGAUCGAGAGUGAUUUGCAUGUCGCUGGAAAACAGAUGGAUGAUUUACUGGAGGAUGUUGUCAGGACAGUCUGCCAUGUAAAAGGCUGGUCUCUUGAGGAUGGAACAAAAAGACUAGCCGAGAAUUGGGGACGGUUUGUCUUUGGCUGA